UCAAAUCUUUCAACCAAACUCGAAUCUAAAAAAAAGUUAAAAAUCAAAUCUUUAUUCCCGCCGAGAGAGGGAGAGAUGGAGGAAGAGGUGAAGAGGCUGAGCAAGAGCUUGGGAGGAUUCUGCAAACAUCUCCAAAGCAGCUGCGAUGCUUUCAAUCAAUCUCUCCAGCGUCGCCCUAUCCCUCUCGAUUCGGCUUCGUCGACGUUCAUCAAGAGCCUUAACCGUCGGCUCUCCACAGCUGGCUCCGAGCUGAACUUCCUUGAGUCAAUGUCUUUUGGAACUGUCUCCUUCGAGGAGCUUUUGGGUCAUUGCAAUCAGAUCUACAAAAGUAACCAAGAGGAGGUUCUGAAUCUCCAGGAACGUCUCGCUGACUUCGGCUACGUUGCUGGAGUUGAGAUCGAUGAAGAGUCUGAGGAUUCGGAUGAUGAUUUGGAGUCUCCUUCAUUGCAACCUUCAGUCCUGAAAAGAUUAGACGAGGAUGAUCUUCUAGAUGAUUCUCCAAAUUUCAAGAGCCUUGGGCUUUCAGAUGCUUGUCUUGCAACUUUAGCUUCGGAAAGUAAGGCAGCGAGGUUUGUCUCGUCUGCUGUGAAGGAUCCUUACACGUCUCUGGAAGAAUCUGUGAAGGGAAAACCAGUUGAGACUAGUGCUCUACCUGUUCCAAAGACGUCAGAGCUUUCCAAUGAAGAUGAGGUUGGGGCAGUAGAGAUGGGUAGGACUUCAAGGCCAACUAUAACAUUGAUAAAAGAUGAAUAUGAAAGUCUUCCUUCUUUCAUGAAGGCUCUAGCAUCAUGGGAGGAUCUGCUUAGUGCCGUGGAGAAAUUCAACUCAGUCCUUUGUAACAAGAAAGAAACAAACGGGUCUUACUACUUCCGUGCAGAUGAACUGCCAACUCUAGGCCUUGGGCAUAAGGAGAAAGCGUACACGUUACUACUGACACGGAUGAAGAGAUUAGUGGUUGAGACAACGGAGGGUGUUGUAUCCUACAGAGUUGCAUAGUGCUAUCAUCAACACAGUUUGAUAUUUCAUAUAGGAGUUCUUUGUCUUUUAGAAAAAUCUUCAUAUCGAAGCAGCUUUUAUCUAUUGAUUUGUGUAUCAGUAGUCAAAAACAUCUUAAACCAGAAAUGUCCUUUAAAAUUACAAAUGUUUCGGUAUUC
Molecule: messenger RNA, 1154 nt
Organism: Brassica oleracea var. oleracea
Lineage: Eukaryota; Viridiplantae; Streptophyta; Magnoliopsida; Brassicales; Brassicaceae
Exons: 8
Coding region: 76-996 (306 amino acids)
Biological process (GO): chromosome segregation
Cellular component (GO): outer kinetochore
Source: RefSeq, a predicted model, not a curated record